Molecule: messenger RNA, 726 nt
Organism: Guyanagaster necrorhizus
Lineage: Eukaryota; Fungi; Basidiomycota; Agaricomycetes; Agaricales; Physalacriaceae
Exons: 2
Coding region: 1-726 (241 amino acids)
Source: RefSeq, a predicted model, not a curated record
AUGCCUUCUCUUCGUCGUACCUUUUCCUCGCCGGCCGUUCGUUCUUCACCCUAUCCCUCUCUCUCUGAGCAUGCUGGUCCCAGCAGUCGCCUCCAUGGUGGAAGUCACAGGCGCUCGUCUGGCUCAGAAACGAUUGGCAGGAGAGUCUUGGCGGACAUUGAGUGGUGGAGAGUCGUGGAUGGCCAGUGCGACCUAGAUGCUGACCAGGAGUCGGAGGACGUCAACCGUGACCAAGAGCCCGACCAGCUCCCGGGUUCCGUCCGAAAUACUACUGGCAACCCUACGACGGGCGCUGAGCCUCCUCGAUACACUGAGGUUGAGCGCUCAUAUGUCCCGUCGUCGUGGAGCCCGUUCCUAGGCUCGCCAGAGGUGUCUUCUGUUUUCUCCGACCUGGCCCCCUUGUCUGUCGCGCCAGAAACUCCCCGUCGCCGCCGUCACGGGCAAGAGUCGUCGUCGUCGUCCUUGGAGUCUACGCCUGAGUUGCCUGAAACAUCCGUGGAGGGUCUGCGUCUGGACCUUGAAUAUCUCGAUCUUGGCGCCCAUGAUGCUGAUCUGCCUCCGUACCCGAUGACGAGACGGGCACGCAAUGCCAACCUCCCCCCGUAUCUUACCGUCCGUUCCCAUUCAUUCGCGGACUUCCUUUCCCUCCACAGCGACUCUGCAGCUCAAUACGCCGACUUUGCAGUUUCCCCACUGUCUUCCCACUCGCCCAAUUUCUUCAACUAG